This is a messenger RNA of Pelobates fuscus (common spadefoot toad), 6985 nucleotides long. It is a transcript of the gene BAZ2A, whose product is annotated as bromodomain adjacent to zinc finger domain 2A. NCBI's taxonomy places the organism in Eukaryota, Metazoa, Chordata, Amphibia, Anura, Pelobatidae. Gene Ontology annotation, cellular component: rDNA heterochromatin. Gene Ontology annotation, molecular function: protein binding; DNA binding. Bases 238 to 5385 code for a protein of 1715 amino acids. The record is from RefSeq and is a predicted model, not a curated record. The transcript is spliced from 31 exons.
GGAAGCGACCGAGCAACACUCCUACCUAACCCUUCAUUACACUUCUGCUACAGACAGGCUCUCCAGGACCCGGCGGCUCCCAGCAGCACUUCCUGCCUCGCUCUCACGGUGUGUGUACUUCCAGCCCCCGGAGCCGCUUGCCUCGUCCUGCUACCUCCCACAGGCCAGGCCGGGGACACCAUGUGAGGACAGGCCGCAGCGCGCACAGACUCUCCCUCUCCAGCCUGGCUCCCAGAUAUGGAGGCAAACAAUUAUUUGGAUAGCUCUGGCCAACCCACAUUACCAAAAACCUCAGGACUGAAACAGCUGCCUCAAUCUUCAGAACCAGUUUACAUGACCAGUUCUCUUUUAAAACUUCCCCAACAAGCAACGGGACUAAGUUGUGAAAUGCCAGUCAAUGGUCGAAUAUCUCCCACUGUAUCUGCAAAUGCCCAGGGAACAUUUACAUUGGAUUCCAACCCCACCUGUCAUCCUGCAUCUGCAAACUAUGACUACCUCUGGAAAUACACAAAGUCACCUAUCCUCAAAGACUGCCAUGGGCUUAGUCAAUGUCAAGUGAAUGGCUCGUCUUCUCCAGUGACCAAUGGCCCUUCAUGUAAGGGAAGUGCACGAGAGAACUGGGAAAACCAUGUUACGAGCCCAGCUGCAUCUCUCAGUUUUGGUGCACAGGACUUGUGCAAUUUCAAUGAAGCUAAAGUAAAGGUGGCAACAGCAGCUAAUGGAACAAACCAUGACUUUUUUGAGACUUCGAAACCAGUUCCUGGGUUGGACUCCUGCAUACAGACUCUCUGCCCAUCCUCCAAUGCAUGGAAACCAGAACAAAUGGAGUCCAAUACAACUGAAGAAACAAAGAAUGGCAGAGGGUUAGUGGAGUGUCUGGAGCCCUCUCAUGAGCAAACAGAUAAACGCAAUAGUGAGUGCAAUGGAACAGAAAUGACAUUGGCACCUUUUGGUGAAAACAUGCCAAGCACACUUCCUCCUCCCCCUGAUGUGAGCAAUUUGGAUGAUCCUUCCCAGCUUCCAUCCCAACUGGAGAUUCAUAACUCUGAUUCAUUGGAGCCUUUUGGAACAGCCUUCAAUGAAGAUCCAGGAAGCAGCAACUUGUUUGAAAUGGAGGAACAGGAGGUGGAGACCCAGCAGGAUAACAUUCCACUACUUGAACAUUCGAGUUUGGACUGUCCAUCGUAUUCAAAUUCUGCCUCCUUUCCACCUUUGACUGAAAAUAAUAUAAAUUGCUCUUCCAUGUUCAGUGAUGUUUCUGCUAGUCCGUCUCUGGGAGAUUCUUUAAUGCAAGACAAGAAAGCAUCAAGUAUGAAAUCUGUUGUGCGCCGUCACCAGAUUGGGCCCUGUUUGGAUCAUGCAUAUAGCGCAUCUGAUAUUGGUGAUGAACCAGAGCAACACAAAGCUCAGGAAGCAACCCCUGUAACUGAGAGCAUCUCACAGGAUGACAUAAUUCAGGAAAAUACAAGUCCUGAGCCCAGCAGUGCUGCCAUGGAACUGGAAGAAGAGGACCUGGAGCCCGGUGAGGUUAAGAGUAAUGUAUCGCGUCGCAGGAUGGCUUCUGCAGAAGAGGUCCGACUUCCCCUCCUGCAUGGUUGGAAGAGAGAAGUUCGUAUAAAAAAAGGCAGCCAUCGUUGGCAAGGAGAGACUUGGUACUAUGCUCCUUGUGGGAAGCGGAUGAAGCAGUUCCCUGAAGUUAUUAAGUAUCUCUCUAAGAACUCUGGUCCCAUUAUCCGAAGAGAACAUUUCAGUUUCAGUCCCAGAAUGCCUGUUGGAGACUUCUAUGAGGAACGGGACACGGCAGCAGGCAAACAGUGGGUAAUGCUUUGCUCUGAAGAAAUUCCCUCCAGGAUUUUGGCCAUCACAGGAAAAAGGGGACGUCCUCGCAAUAUGGAAAAAGCUAAACUAAGAGAAAAUAAGGUGAAAAGAGGAAGAGGACGGCCUCCCAAAGUAAAGAUGAUUGAUUUGCUAAGCAAGCCUGAUGCUAAACUCCUACGGAAGUUGGAAAAUCAAGAUAUUCUCAGUGACGUAGAAAAAGUUCAGCUCAGCAAGUUAAAGAAGAAAAUGAGAAGAAAGGCCAGAAAUCAAGAAGCUAAGCUUGAGGCUGUAAAGAGAUUGAAAGAACAGAGAGACAAAGAAGAGGAAAAGGAAAAACAGCAAAAAGCUAAGGAGGUGGCACAAAAGCAAGUAAAAAAGAAAGUGAGGAGAAAAACUAAGGAAAAACCACCUCCUCCUAUACAUAAACCCGAUAGAAAACAGCUUGCUCAACAGCGCCGGCAGGAGCAACGCAAGCGGCAGCAGUUUAUGCUGGAAGAACUGAAGAAACCCACAGAAGACAUGUGCUUGUCUGAUCAUCAGCCGUUACCAGAUUUUCCACGUGUGCCAGGAGUGGUGCUGCCCAGUCGUGCCUUCUCGGAUUGCUUAACCACGGUGGAAUUCUUACAAACCUACGCCAAAGUGCUUGGCUUCGAUGGAAACAAGGAUGUGCCAAGCUUGUGCACCCUGCAAAGUGGCCUGUUUAAUGUGGGUGACAGUGUAGGAGAGGUUCAAGAUCUGUUGGUUAAACUCUUGCAGACGGCAAUGAUUGAUCCUGGGCUACCUCACUAUUGGCAGUCUAUCAAGAUUUUAGGUGAGAGGAUUUCUGAGAUAUCUCCAAACCGAGACAAUGUGUCAGAGAUUCUGCGGCUAUUCUUGGAGGCAUAUGGUGGGGACUAUGCAGUGUGUGACAGUCUCCGCACUCAUCCAUUCCAGGCACUCCCGCCUCACACCAAAGCUGCAGUUCUUGCUUUUCUUGUGAAUGAACUGAAUGGCAGUAACUGUAUUAUUACUGACAUUGACAAAACACUGGAGAACAUUUCUAAUUACAGAAAAAACAAGUGGAUUAUUGAAGGCAAACUCCGCAGAUUGAAGUUUGCACUGGGUAAGCGAGCAUCCAGACCUGAGCCUCCGGUUACCACGGUAGUAGAAAGUCGCAGGAGGAGCAGCACUCAAGUAGCUAAUGAGAAUGAUGCUUUAGAGGAUGAUGAUCUCUUGCAGCAAUCCUAUAUGGGUGAAGAAAGUGAAGAGAAAGAAUCAAUAUCUGCGAACCUUGUGGAUCUGGAAAGACAGAUCGAUAAGCUCACAAAGCGGCAGGUAUUUUUUAGGAAGAAAAUACUUGCUUCCUCACAGAGGCUCCGUUGUGUGUCUCUUGGGCAAGACCGGUACCGCAGGUUCUACUGGAUGCUGCCUCACUUGGGUGGUAUCUUUGUGGAAGGGUGUGAGGAAAUUACUGGGGAGGCUCCAGAACCUGAAAGGGCAGAAGAGACCCCAGUUCCUAUACAGUUUGAAGCCUCAGAAGUGACGGAAACAUCUUUCAACUCUGCUACUCGCUCCCGAGGUCGUCCACGGAAACCCAAGACUGAAUCUGAGUAUCCAUGCAAGUCAUGUCAGUGUAAAGGAUCGUCAAAUGGCAUUUUAGAACCAAAAUUACCCCUUUCUUUAGUUACUGAGUACAAGCAGAACCAAAACCAGUCAGCGUUUCAUUCCUGGCUGGCUAGGAAUCAAACCUCUAUAAUAGAUAGCACUGUUCUAACCCCUGAGAGUAGUCCUUCUUAUAGUGACACUGCUGCAACUGUCCCCGGUGCACCCCAUGCUGGAGAUAAGAAUGCAACAGUGAAGCAAAAUCAGUGGGUUCACCAACCUUCAAGGACUCCUUUCAUUGACACUUCCCAUGAUCCUUCGCCUCAGCCAAAUGAACAUUUACCCCUACAAUACCAUGCUGCAAUUCCUUCUCUCACACAGGUUAAUGGCUUAAAAGAGGAGAAGGAAGAACCAUUAGACAGCACAUUGUUGCUUCCAACUCCUAUCCCCUGCUGUACAUGUAGUAAUCUUCAAAGAAAUGAGAGAGCAUUAAUCUCCAGUCGAGAGAGGCGCAGGGGACGCCCACCCAGCAAUUUCUUCAAACAGAUUGAGCAGAAAUACCACAACCAACUCACAGAGAGGCCUAUUCCGUCUGACAUGAGACAAAUGUGGUGGUGGAUAAAGGACCCGGUGAUGCUGGAAUCUCUUGUAAAAGCUCUGCACCCAAGGGGCAUACGAGAAAAAGUUUUGCUGAAGCAUAUCACAAAACAUUUAGAGCACUUCAAAGAACUCUGCGCUCGGCCAGCAAUUGAUUCCCUCUUUAACUUCGUGCCAACAGAGGGACAUCCUGUGAGCCAGGAGACACUGGACAAGUGGUCAAUGGCAGAUUGGACUUUCCAAGUGGACAUGUCGAUCCUGCAGUGGGUGGAGGAUUUGGAACAAAGAGUUUUGAGCUUCGAUCUUCAGCAAAGGGGCUGGACACCUACAAGUUUAGACUCUGUUCGAAGUGAUCUCAAGUAUUUUGAGCACCACCUAGAGGCAACUGAUGAUAUUACGGUGAAAGUAAAAAAAGAGGAAGGACUAUAUAGAGAGCCGUCUAACCCACUGGAUCUUGCAGUACUCAGACUUUUGGACCUUGAGCAAAAUGUAGAGAGAAGAUACCUGAAGGAACCACUGUGGGUGCUGAGCGAAGUGCAGCAUGAAAUGUUGGUGUUCACUGACCCAGAGAAUCCACUCUCUACCACUGAGAUUCAGUAUAGCAUUACAUCUCGCUUAAGGCUGUGGCGCCAGACGCUUGACAGAUGUCGAAGUGCUGCCCAGGUGUCCCUCUGUCUACAACAACUGGAGAAAUCUUUAGCCUGGGAGAGGUCGGUUAUUAAAGUGAUUUGCUUAUUUUGUCGGAAAGGUGACAAUGAUGAGUGUCUGUUGUUGUGUGAUAGUUGCGAUCGUGGCUGUCAUACAUAUUGUCACCGUCCACGGAUGGCAGAGAUUCCAGAAGGCGAUUGGUUCUGUCCUACCUGCAUAGCAUUGCAAGGUGAAAGCGAGUUUCUAAGAUCCUGUGGAUCUUCUAAACGCAACAAAAGGAGUAGGUUAUCAUUGCAAGACAGUGACAGUCCUUCAAAAUCAUCUCGACGACGGGAACAGACUGCAGUUUCACCAUACCAAUCUCCUGAAGCAUCAAAGCGAAGACGCAUCGGUACACGAAGCCAGAGUCCCGACUUAACGUUCUGCGAGAUCAUCCUUAUGGAAUUGGAGUCCCAUGAGGAUGCAUGGCCAUUUCUAGAACCUGUGAACCCACGGAUUGUGCCUGGCUAUAGGAAAAUAAUAAAAAACCCCAUGGACUUCUCUACAAUGAGGCACAAACUGCUGUAUGGCAAGUACUCCAGCUGUGAAGAAUUUGCAGAGGAUGCAGAGCUAGUGUUCAGUAACUGCCAACUAUUUAAUGAGGAUGAAUCUGAAGUGGGCAGGGCUGGCCUGGCCCUAAAGAAGUUUUACGAUAGCCGCUGGGAGGAGUUCAUUCAGGGGCGCAACCAAGUUGCACUAUGAGUGAGACUGGAAUCUGUUGAUCUGUAAACGAACAGCUAUAUUUGACUAUCUCUCCGACAAUGAAAACGGGUUCAGCUCCCUUGGGUGUGAGCUUUUUAAGGUGCUGCUUUUCACAUUGAGGGCAGCUACAUGGCAACUCAGAUGUUAAUAAACACAAAUACAGGACAUUUCCUCCAGAACAGAAUUAUCAAUAUUGAUCUGGAUUAGUUUCAGGUCCCCAACACUUCCAUAUGUCUGAUACAGUGAUCGAGAGAAAAUCUUGCAGAUAACCCUGCUAUUUGUACCCUCCUAUCCUUAUUUUUGUUAGGGAAAUUAAUCUGCAAAUGCAGUGUUUUCUACUCUACUUCGUACACCAAACCAUACCCUCCACCAAUUCCGGAACAUUAUUUCAUACAUGCAAUUUAGUAGACAAUUGCACCAGCACUUCAGUGCACAGUCUAGCAACCUCCGGUAUCUGUUAAUCGUAAUUGACUCAUGUGUACAUGCUUUGCAUUCCUGCACAUGUCAUGGAGUAAAAACCUGAUAUGGCCAAUGCUAUUAUGUACAGAUCUACAUACUUACUAUACACAUGGGCACAUGAAGUCACAAAAUGAAUAUACGCAAAUGUCUCACAUGACUUCUAAAUGUUUUACAUGUACGUACAGAAGUCACUCACUCCUUACCCACUGUCUUUAUUUAUAUUGGCAGAGUAAUAUUUAAUAGCAAUAGCGUAUCGUUAAUGUGUGUGUUUGGGGUUUUACUGAUCUUUUCUUGAGAUGGGGGCAUAGAAAAUGCAACUUCUGCAUAGCAUUUAAAAAAAAACAAAAAAAAAACACAAUUGUAGUUGUAUGGCCAGUAUGCUGGGUGGCAGCCCUGAAAGGGUUAACAAAAGUCAAGCGUACCCUGGGCUGAACUUGUCCACAAGCCUCUCUUCAAGCUGCUUCCACUGGUUAUUACUGUUCAUUGUAGGACUUUCAUUUCCCCCAAGUUUCUCUGGCACUACCUCCUUCCUAUACCCUUAUUCACCUGAUAUCUUCAAUAUAAUUUUAUUCCCAACUCCCUUUUGGCCAAGAGAUGCCAUCGAGUACAUGGUAUUGUGCCUUUUGGCCUUCAGGCUUUUAGCACUACAAAUAUCCCAGGGGUAAUCACUGCCAGUCUUUUCUUCCUUAACUCUAUAUGGAGUGGCAGGGAAUUUAUAGUCUCCUGUGUUAUAUGUACAUUUUAUAUUUAUUUGAAGUUGUCUCGACUGUGUAGGCUUUUGGUAUUUAAUAUCAUGUCCUUGCUGCUUGUUUUCAGAGAGGUUCACAAGUUUGACUGUCUUUAUAGGAAUGGGCUUCUUUGCUUUUUCAUCCCUUAAUUCACUCCAGUUCUACAGACCUCCAUUUUUUGUUAAUGGACAUCUCUACUAAGGGACCAAUCUGUGAUAUAGCAGUGCUAUUUCUUUAUCCCUGGCUUGAAAAUGGUGGAACCCCAUAUUAUAUGAUUAUAAUGCACUAAAUACUGAUGUGAGGAAGGGCUACACAACCAUGUAUGUUUUCAUGGAAAGACUGUUACCGAUUCUAGCACACAAUCUUCCAUCUCUUGUAAUAUGGGGUCAUGCAACAUAAGGUCAAAAACAAAU